AUGCCUCGCGUACCCAAACCGCCCGUAAAAGCGGCAUGUCUUGCAUGUCGCCGAGGUGGAGCUCGUAGAGGUAUUCGAUAUACUGAGGCGUUGCAACAACAUGCUCAGGUUGAUAGUGUACCAUCAGAAACCCCACAGCAUCGACCCUCGCCAAUAGAUGCUGUUGAAACUAUUGAUCCAUUGCUUGAGAAUACUAUGGGGCUUCUGGCUCCAUUUGUGGGUAUUCAUAAUCUAGAUACUUCCCCAGACGUACUCUCAGACACCGGUGAAGCUCUCCAGUUAUGGGGUCAACUCACUCCAGGUGAUGAUGGCACAUUUGCCUCGCCAUCUAUCAAUGAUACGGAUCUACCUGCUAUUCGAGCUUAUCAGUGCGAAGACGACAUUCUCAAUGCCUACUAUAUCUACAUGCACCCCUACUUCCCGUUGCUUCCGCCACCACCGAAUCCACAAUAUGAGGAUCGAUCUACUUUUUUCCAACCAUCAAAACAGUUCGAUGAACCAAAGAAGAGUGAUCUACCUUAUUGGCCAGUAUCAUCAUUGAGUCUCGCAUUAUCAGCUAUCCUAGUUCUCAUCCCACCUAUUCCUGAUUCAUCUUCUAUGAAUGAACCUGCCGUCUUUCUAAGGCGGUCCUAUGCUCAGCUCUUCGCACAGGCGGCGUUGAUCAGUGUUGAGAGAGAGAUCGACGAGCUAAGUCCCGCAUCAAGCAUUAAUAUUAUCGGCGCCAGUCCCUCCCAAGAGCAGAGUGCACUCCAUCCCAAGAUUCCACUUCAAUUGGAUCCAAUUUUGGCUCUUGUCGUUCUUGCAAUGUAUGAGUAUUGUCAACGAGGCAAUGUAUCGAGAAUGCGAGCUAGGAUCAACCAUGCUAUCACCACAGCAAUGGAUCUCUGCCUUCAUGACCUUGGCUCAACCUCGACAGAAUACUCAGAGGCUCAAAGACGCGCAUGGUGGAUGAUAGUGAGUUAA
Penicillium longicatenatum is the source of this 963-nucleotide messenger RNA. RefSeq names its product fungal specific transcription factor domain-containing protein. The transcript has 4 exons. The coding region runs from base 1 to 963 and encodes 320 amino acids. NCBI's taxonomy places the organism in Eukaryota, Fungi, Ascomycota, Eurotiomycetes, Eurotiales, Aspergillaceae. The record is from RefSeq and is a predicted model, not a curated record.